Perca flavescens (yellow perch) is the source of this 2771-nucleotide messenger RNA. RefSeq names its product transcription factor 7-like 1-B. Gene Ontology annotation, cellular component: chromatin; catenin-TCF7L2 complex; beta-catenin-TCF complex. The transcript has 13 exons. Gene Ontology annotation, molecular function: DNA-binding transcription factor activity, RNA polymerase II-specific; RNA polymerase II cis-regulatory region sequence-specific DNA binding. The record is from RefSeq and is a predicted model, not a curated record. The coding region runs from base 564 to 2321 and encodes 585 amino acids. Lineage: Eukaryota; Metazoa; Chordata; Actinopteri; Perciformes; Percidae. Gene Ontology annotation, biological process: regulation of transcription by RNA polymerase II; canonical Wnt signaling pathway.
UUUGCUCGCCCUCGUGCUUGUGGAACAGCGGGAGCGCGCUUCGCUGAACUGAUCCAGGGUCUGUAACGUCACGGAGCUCCAGCCCCUCCAGUUGUGUUCCGACGGGCAGCCUCGCGCAGUCUUUUCCCUUCAACCGCUCCAGAAGCUCAUUCUUCAACCAAAUCGACUUGAAUCAGCGAGUGUUUUUUUUUUUUUUUUUUUUUGGAAAAUGCGGAAACGACCGUUUUAAAAAAUCCUUUAGUGGGAAUUAUGCGUGUUUUAAACCGGACUAACGAUGUUGGAAUUAAAUCAAAACGGGCCUCUACUUUUUCCCCUGGAGUGACGUUAACUGCGCGUAAACUUUUCAGUCGGAGCGACUGCUCCACGCUCGGUUUCAUAAUGUCAACGGCCCUGAGUCGGUUAUGAGUGAUUGUUAUUGUAAUUUUUUUAACCGUUUUGAGCAUUUCCUGUCCCUGCACUGCUUUUUAUGGACUCUUUUCUCGGUGGAAACCAGCUCAAGGAGGACUUCUUCCACACCUCAGGAAUUCGACGUCAGUGAACGCCGCAGCAGCUAACGUCCAAACAUGCCGCAGCUAAACGGGGCAGACGGAGACGACUUGGGAGCAAGCGAUGAACUCAUUGCGUUUAAAGACGAAGGGGAACAAGAGGAAAAGAGGAAUGUGUCCUCUGAACGGGACCUAGACGACGUAAAGUCCUCUCUGGUCAACGAGUCAGAGUCCAGCUCAGACUCUGAGGCAGACAGACGCCCCAGGACCAAUCCAGAUGCGGAGAGCAGGGCCAGGCAGAAUUAUCUGUUUCAGGAAGCCCUGCGGAGGCAGCAGGACGCCGGCCUCUUCCAGCACUCCCCCUACGUUGGAUAUCCCUUCUUCAUGAUCCCGGACCUGGGGAACCUCUGCAGUCCCUACCUCGCCAACGGAGCUCUCCCGCCAAGUGCCAGGACGUACCUGCCGUUUCAGUGGCCUCUGCUCGACGUCCCGGGACGAGCAUCGAUCAGAGACUCUGCUACUCCGACACACCUGUCUAACAAUGUGCCGGUGGUGCAGCACCCUCACAUGACCCACCUCCACCCGCUGCUGUCCUACAGCCCGGAGGCCUUCUCCCCUCAGAGGGCCUCGCCGGGCUUCUCUCCGGACGCAGGAAUGUCGAGGACGCCCUGCUACCCGGUCUCUCCCGGAGGCAUGGCUCAGAUCCCGCACCCCCUCGGAUGGCUGCAGGGACAGGCGAUGUAUCCCCUCGCAGGAGGCUUCUCGCCUGCAGCUCUGGCGAUGAACGCUUCCAUGUCGGGCCUGAUGUCGGGGAACUUCUCUCCACGCUUGGUGCCGACCUCCCAGUCGUCCAUCCCGCACCCGGCCAUCGUCCCGCGGGAGGUGAAACAGGAGCCUGCAGGCAGCAGCCAGCCGGGAAGGUCUGACGUGCAGCAGGAGAAGGAAGACGAGAGGAAGCCGCACAUCAAGAAGCCGCUGAACGCGUUCAUGUUGUACAUGAGGGAGGAGAGGCCCAAAGUAGUCGCUCAGUGCAAAGUUAAAGAGAGCGCCACCAUCAACCAGAUCCUGGGACAGAGGUGGCACUCUCUGUCCAAAGAGGAACAAGCCAAAUACUACGAACUGGCUCGUAAAGAGAGACUCCUGCACUCCAAGCUGUACCCGGGCUGGUCCGCCAGAGACAACUACGGUAAGAAGAAGAAGAGGAAGAGGGCGAAGAGUGAAACUCAGUUCGAAGAUCCCGAGCAGGACUUCCCGCUGCAGCUGAAGAGACCUCGCGUCCCGCCCGACGAGACGCCUCACGCACACGCGCCGCCCCUGCAGCAGACCGCGCACGCACACACACACGCACACACACACUCGCACACACACUCGCACACACAGCCCCGCUCGCACCUGUCCCAGCCGCACCCCGUGUCCCACCUGACGCACACCCACCUGUCCCAGGCCAGCCCGGCCUCCUCGCUGGACUCCCCGGCGACGCCGACGACUGCGCUGGCUUCGCCCGGCGCCCCGGCGCCGACGCACACCGAGCAGCACGCGCACGCCGCGGCGUACGGCGGCCACACCUCGCCGUACGCCGAGCAGCUGCAGCCGCUGUCCCUCACCACCAAACCGCACCGGACGCCGCUCGUUCUGAGCCGCGGCCCGGCCACCGCGUCCGGACCCCCCACGCCUGCCUCGUCCUGCGGCACCCCCCCUCUCCGGUGUUCACCCCCGCCCCCCCCCACUCCUACCUCCGCUCACCAGUCGGCCGCGAGCGCACACUCGCACUCGCACUCACACGGUGCCUUCACUCAGUCGCAGGCGUUCGCACGCAGAAGAACCAAUCAGCUGUGAGGAUUCUGCUUUCCACUCUGAAUCAUCACAUCCAAUUUAAAAAAAAAAAAAAAAAAAAAAAAAAAAAAUGACACCACAAACAGUUGGAUGUGAUUUGUACCUCCUUUUUUUUUUUAAUGCUGUAAAUAGGCUUUCUUUUUUAAAAAAAAAAAAAAAAACUUUUUUUAUUCUAGAUGUAUCACAUUUUUAUAUUAGUAUGAAAAGGACAAAUAAUUGGUCAAUAUUUGACCGCAUCUAUAACUUCAUGAAAUGUGUAUUUUUUUUUUUUGUCACUUUUUUUCUAAUUCCUUUCUAUGAAUGAUCAACUUGUUGUAAUUUGAAAGCGAGGUGUGGCACGAGGGUUUGUUUGUUCCAAAUGUGUUAUUUUUUUCGCCCCCACCUGGUAGUUGUUGAGUGUAAAUCUGUUUCCUGGUUCCUCCUCUGUGUUAAUAAAUCUUCACUGAAUUCUGA